ACGAAAUGAGCGACGACAUUGAUUUGUAUUCGGAUGACCUGGACCCCUCAACUAAAAAAGAUGCGGUUCCACCAACGACAACUGAAGAGACUGAUCUUUAUAACGACGUUCUGUCAAGUAGUAAUGCCGAGAGUAUGCCAGUUACCACUGAAGUGAAAUCGGAACCACAAAGUGAAGCGACAACGACAGUGACAACCAGCUCCUUCAACUCUGCUCCUUCAAACUACAAAUAUGGCCAUGGAGGAAGCUGGACAAGACGAGUUUCCUUGUAUAUCGGAAACUUAACAUGGUGGACUACGGAUCAAGACCUUAUGGAUGCAAUUAGAGAACUGGGUGUAAUGGAUUUGCUAGAAAUCAAAUUUAACGAAAAUAGGGUCAAUGGACAAUCCAAAGGGUUUUGUAUGGCGCAUUUUGGAUCAGAUGCAUCAGCUCAACUUCUUCUCGAAAAACUACCGAAACAUAAAAUACAGGGGCAAACUCCUCUGGUAACACCGUGCAAUAAACAAAACUUGAUGCAUUUUGAGCAGAAGAAAGGUAACAAUUCUUCAAGCAACGAUUCACAUGUUACGACGUCUACAACUUUCCAGACCUCUACCAACGUAGUCAACAAUAACAUGACCACUAAUUCAAUGGGAUUUGUUCCUCCAAUGUUUCCUCCGAUGCCCCCUGGUGCUGGCAUGGUCGUCCCGCCCCGAAUGCCUCCUAUGAUGCCAAGUGUAGACAUCAAAACAUCUGUUGCAUCGGCCCCUGCUUUUCCGGGAAUGCCACCGUUCUUCCCACCUGGGAUGCCCCCAAUGCCCCCUUUUCCAGGAAUGAUGCCCCCAUUUCUGCCGCCCACUAGUGGGGGACCAGGUGGCACUGCUCUGGGAUCUCCGAAAGAAGAACGGCGACCUGAAACACCUCCACUGACGGAGACAGAGAUAGAAGAGAUCAUGUCUAGGAAUAGACAAGUGUCCACCACAGCCAUUGCACGUGCACUGGCAGAUGCGAGUAAGGGAGAGUACGAGGAUGCCAGUCAGACUCUGAAGCUGGCCAUCAAACUCAUCAAGCAGUCUAAAGUGUCGGAUGAUAGUCGAUGCCAGGUGCUGAUAACUAGUUUGGAGCAGUGUCUAAGAGGAAUCACUCAGAAGUUCUCAUCUGAGAGUGGUGGCGGAAGCAGCAGCUCAAAGUCGUCUCGUCGGAAGCGUUCUUCCCGCGAUGGAUCCCCAGAGAGGUCGCGAGGAGAGCGCGAGAGUCGAUCGGAUAGACGAGAGAGGGAGCGAAGUGGCGACUACUACAAACGAAGCAGAAGCCGCGAUAGAUCAGCUAGAGACGACAAGUACGAGCGAAGAGAGAGCAAACGAGACCGAGAGUAUCGUCGAUAGUCCUUUCGGGAACUUUAAAAACAAACAACCUGUAUUUUGUGCGACCGUUUUAGUGCGCCACUCAAAUUCGAUCAACCAUGCACCACCAUGUUGCUGAAUCGAUUCUCUCUCGUUAAGCCUGCGCUUUUGAUGCUUCUUGUUAUAAGAGAUUGAGGUUAUGAUGAAGUUUACCCGAUAGGAAAUGAGAUUAAGUCCUUGUGAAAAAAUACGAACUCAUCUGUCAAUAUGUGUUUUGAUUUCGUGAAUUUGUUUUGUUAUUUGGUCGUUAAAAUGACUACUGAUAAUAUUGAUAAUUAAAUAUUUUACUGGCUCUAAAAUAGCUACAUUUGUAGAUAGAUUUGUUUUUGGACGGUUUUAGUUCUGAAGUUUUGGUUUAGAUAUGGAUGUUAGGUGUUAGAAGAAUUGUACAGAUUUGAACCCCGACUCGUUAAUCACGAUUUUGGUGCACGAAAUAUGUAUGUAUUUAAUACAGUAUACUUAAAGUGAAGGUGCUCAGCAUUUUUUAAAGAAUUCAUUGAAAUAGAUAAUUUUUCACCCUUGCGAUAAACUAGGGUAGUGUUAAUUUUUGUAUCUGAAUCGGAUAAACUAUUUUUAUGUUUUUUCAUACUCAAAUACUUGGCAGGUCGAACCUGAAUCAAUGGUGCUUUUAUUUGCUUGUCUCCUUUUCCGCUUCUAUCAUUUAAUUUAAUUUUGGAAAAAUGUUAGCUGACGACUGGUUUGAAUGUAACAUAAUACUUCAGUGCCUUCAAAUGCAAAAACCCUUUCAUUCCACUUGAACAAAGUUCCAAAUUAGAUGUGUAAAUUAGAAGAAUUGUGUUCAAUUCAGUCGGUUGCAGAUAUUUCCCGCCCGCGAUGUGGCAUACUUGAUUUUUGUCUGUUUACAAAAGUUUGUAAGGUAAUAAGAAGUAAGAAUUUUCUAUCACCGUUUUCUUAAAAAUUAAACAAAUAUUACUUGUGGCCAUCUUGUAAAAAUUAAAUUUGUUUCCAAAACGACUUCAUACAUUAAAUUUUUGUCUAAAACUCACAACUGAGUCGAGUAUUUUUCAUUUCAAUGCUGAAGAUAUGUAAAUUGAAUGGGAUAACCAGGAGCUGUUGCUGUAUAUAUUCUUUGUAUAUUUGCUUGAGUUUUGUUCUUUGUUUGAACCUUUGAAAUUUAUGAUACAAAAAUGUA
This is a messenger RNA of Symsagittifera roscoffensis, 2535 nucleotides long. RefSeq names its product cleavage and polyadenylation specificity factor subunit 6-like. The transcript is spliced from 11 exons. Gene Ontology annotation, molecular function: mRNA binding. Gene Ontology annotation, biological process: mRNA alternative polyadenylation. Gene Ontology annotation, cellular component: mRNA cleavage and polyadenylation specificity factor complex. The record is from RefSeq and is a predicted model, not a curated record. Lineage: Eukaryota; Metazoa; Xenacoelomorpha; Acoela; Convolutidae. Bases 6 to 1364 code for a protein of 452 amino acids.